AUGGGUAAAUACUACGAUGAAGAAGAGGAGGUAGAAGAUGAGUUGGAGGAGGAUGAGGAUGAAGAGGAAUAUGAAGAUGAUGAUGAUGAGGAAGACGAAAAAACAACCAAAAGCAGGAGAAGCAAAGACUUGGGACUUUCCUGUAUGCUCAACACAGAGGUGGGUGCUGUCUUGGCAGUAAUUCGCCGAAGGUCAGACCCCGCCUCCCAGUUUUAUGGUUACCAAGAGGAUGUCUUAGAUUCAGCCAUUCCACAAUCUUUAAAAUCAUUAAGAUCAAUUAUUUUCAAUCCAAGACAAUCAUGGAGAGUGAUCGAUCCAUCUAUCUACCUCUCGCCUUUUCUUGAUGUAAUAUCGUCUGAUGAUGUCCCUGCUGGUGCCACAAUGGUUGCUCUCUGUUCCAUUUUGAAAAUCAUAAAACUUGAUAUGUUUGACAAAAAGACCCCCGGGGCUCGUGAAGCAAUGUCUAAUGUUGUCAUGGCAGUAACAGGUUGUCGCCUAGAGAAGACACACCCGAUCACAGAAGCCGCUAUCAUGAUGAAAAUUUUGCAAAUUUUAGCCGCGGUGAUGAAACACCCUGCCUCUAUGCUUCUUAAUGAUCACACAGUUUGUACCAUUGUAAAUACAUGUUUUCAGGUAGUUCAACAGUCAGCUAGCCAAGGUGGUUUACUGCAAAGAAGUGCAAGACACACGAUGCAUGAUCUAAUCCAGAUUAUAUUUUCAAGGUUGCCACAGAUUGAGGUGGGAGAUUGGGAUAAUUACGAAUCAGACACGGAGGAUGCGACUGAGGAAACCGGUUAUGGGAUUCGUUGUGCCGUAGACAUAUUCCAUUUCCUUUGUUCUUUAUUGAAUGUAGUUGGAAUGUCCGAAACAGAAGGGUCUCCUGCUCUGACCUCCGACGAAGAUGUCCAGGUUUUCGGCCUGGUUUUGAUCAACUCGGCGCUAGAAUUAAGUGGUGAUAGCAUUGGAAAACACAAAAAGCUAUUGCGAAUGGUAAAAGAUGAUCUUUUCCAUCAUUUGAUCCAUUACGGAACAUCUUCAAGCCCACUUGUUUUAUCAAUGAUUUGCAGCACUGUUUUGAAUGUUUAUUACUUCCACCGGGGAUCUAUUCGUUUGCAACUCGAGGCUUUCUUCUCGUUCGUGCUGUUCAAAACUGUAAAUCAAGGUUACAUGAUGCAGCUCCAAGAACUCGCGCUUGAAGGAAUUAUAAACUUCUGUAGACAGCCCACGUUCUUAGUCGAGGUUUAUCUGAACUAUGACUGUGACCCUCUCUUCCCUAAUGUUUUUGAAGAGAUCGGAAAAAGUCUUUGCAAGCACGCAUUUUUGUCGGGUGGCGGUGCAGCCACCACCACGAGCUUACAACUCCAAGCUUUUGAAGGUCUCAUGGUACUGAUUCACAACAUUGCUGAUAACGUUGAUAAAGAAAACGACUCAAGCCCGACCGGCCCAUACCCUGUUGAGAUUUCAGAAUAUAAACCAUUUUGGGAGGAAAUUCCAAAAGAAGAUACAGAUGCAUGGAUUGAUGCAGUGAGAAUGAGAAAAGCGCAAAAGAGGAAGAUGAUGAUCGCUGGGAGCCAUUUUAAUCGAGACGACAAGAAAGGGUUGGAUUAUCUAAAGAUUUCACAACUGAUAUCUGAUCCACCCGACCCGAAAGGUCAUGCUAUGUUCUUAAGGUAUGCUCCAGGGCUUGACAAGACCAAGAUUGGUGACUUUUUAGGAGAUCCAAGUGAAUUCAAUCUAAAAGUACUUAAAGAAUUCACAGACACAUUUGAGUUAACCGGGCUUGUUCUAGACACAGCUUUACGAACAUAUCUAGAAACUUUUCGACUUCCAGGAGAGUCACAAAAGAUUCAAAGAAUCCUAGAAGCGUUUUCUGAAAGAUUUUACGAGCAACAAUCAUCAGAGAUUUUUGUAAGCAAGGAUGCGGUUUUCAUAUUAUGUUACUCGGUGAUCAUGCUCAACACUGAUCAACAUAACCCACAAGUCAAGAAAAAGAUGACAGAAGAUGAGUUUAUUAGAAACAACAGAGCAAUCAACGGCGGCCAAGAUCUCCCACGAGAAUACUUAUCGGAGCUUUUCCAGUCCAUUGCAACAAAAGCCAUCACAAUAUUUGGUCAAACAGGGUCUGUGAUUGACAUGAACCCGAGCCGUUGGAUUCAGCUUAUGAAUAAAUCAAAACUGGUGCAACCUUACAUAACAUUCGAGUUUGAUAGAACGAUUGGUAGGGAUAUGUUUGCUGCAAUCGCAGGUCCAACAGUUGCAACACUGUCUGCGAUUUUUGAGCAUACCGAGGAUGAAGAAAUCAUUCAUGAAUGCAUUGAGGGAUUAUUUGCAGUUGCCAGGAUCUGUCAAUAUGGACUCCAAGAUUCUCUUGAUGAACUUAUUUCCUCUUUCUGUAAAUUCACAACUUUGUUGAAUCCUUAUGCUUCAGCCGAAGAAACACUAUUUUCAUUUGGGCAUGACUUGAAGCCACGAAUGGCUACACUAGCGGUUUUUACAGUUGCUAAUAACUUCAAAGACUCAAUCAGAGGAGGCUGGAGGAGUAUCAUAGACUGUUUGUUAAAGCUAAAAAGGCUUAAACUGUUGCCUCAAUCGAUUGUUGACGUUGGGGGUUCUUCCAAGAAACAUAGACGAACAGAGUCAGAGACAGUAAAUGAUCAAACGGGCCGGAUUAACACCUCUAAUCUAAUGGCAGCAAUAUCUCAUUGUUUAUCAAUGGAAAACCUCGAAGAGAGCUUGAAUUUAGGAAUAAGUGAAUUCGAGCAAAAUUUGAAAGUUAUUCAACAAUGUAAAAUUGGAAACAUUUUCAGCAAGAGUUCAACUUUACCUCUUGAGCCGUUGUUGAAUCUCGGCCGAUCCCUCAUCUUUGCAGCUGCCGGAAAAGGACAGAAGUUCAACACUCCUGCAGAAGAAGAGGAAACGGUUCAGUUCUGUUGGGACUUGAUUCAAGCAAUGGCUUCGUGUAACGUUCACCGGCUCCAAUCGUUCUGGCCCACGUACCAUCUAUAUUUUCUUGAAGUUAUUAAGUCCCCACAGUUUGCACCAAUUCCUUUUGCUGAGAAAGGCGUUGUGGCACUCAUCAGAAUCUGCAUGAAGCUUCUUUUAUCUAAAUCAAAUGAAAAGCAAUCAGAAGAACUUAUUUUCGAAUCUAUAAAUGUGAUGUGGAAAUUAGAUAGUGAAAUUAUCGAUAUAUGUAGUGAGUUCAUAACUAAAUCCAUAGCGAAGAUCUUAAACAAGUACCCAACGAAUUUAUUCUCGCAGUAUGGGUGGAAAACAGUUCUUCAUUUGUUAUUGCUCACAGGACGACAUGCAGAAACAUACGAACAUGGGGUCGAAACUCUCAUUAACCUAAUGGCUCAAGGUACAGGACUUUCUAUCAUGAAUUACCAAUACUGCAUCGAUUGUGCAUUUGGGUUCGUUGUUAUGAGAAAUAGUCCAGUUGAUAAGAACAUGAGGCUGAUGGACUUAAUGGCGGAUUCUGUCAAAUUGUUAGUUGAAUGGGUAGCAGACGGUUAUUCAGAUCCGGGAAAUAUUUCAAGUAUCUUCAGUAGUGCAUCGUCAGUUGACGAGAGCAUGAGAGCGGCCAAUCUGUCAAUGAAUCUUUUCGUGAAGCUAGGUGAAGUUUUGAGGAAAACAAGUUUAGCAAGACGAGAAGCGGUAAGAAACUACGCCGUCACGUCCCUCAAUAAAUGCUUUGUAAACGCCGAAGAACUUUAUUUCAUGCCCGCGAACAUCAUUAACUGUAUCAACUUAAUUAUCUUUGCAAUGGUUGAUGAUUUGCAUGAAAAAACAUUGGAAUAUUCGAAAAGGGAAAAUGCAGAAAGGGAAACGAGAAGUAUGGAAGGGACGUUAAGUUUGGCAUUGGAGUUUUUGGUGGAUGCUUAUUUGCUAUACUUGAAAGUGAUAUCAGAAAGUCCAGGAUUUAAGACGUUUUGGUUAGGGAUAUUGAGAAGGAUGGAUACGUGUAUGAAAGCCGAUUUGAAUAAGUAUGGAGAAUCGAAGAUGAAAGAACUUGUUCCGCGUUUGUUAACCAAGAUGAUCACCGCAAUGCAAGAGAAACAAGUCUUGACACAACACGAAGGAAAUGAGAUAUGGGAAGUCACAUAUAUACAGAUACAAUGGAUUGCUCCUUCACUUAAAGAUGAGCUCUUCCCAGAUGCCCCAGAAUGA
Erigeron canadensis is the source of this 4167-nucleotide messenger RNA. Its product is annotated as ARF guanine-nucleotide exchange factor GNL2. Gene Ontology annotation, biological process: regulation of ARF protein signal transduction. NCBI's taxonomy places the organism in Eukaryota, Viridiplantae, Streptophyta, Magnoliopsida, Asterales, Asteraceae. The record is from RefSeq and is a predicted model, not a curated record. The transcript has a single exon. The coding region runs from base 1 to 4167 and encodes 1388 amino acids. Gene Ontology annotation, molecular function: guanyl-nucleotide exchange factor activity.